Molecule: messenger RNA, 336 nt
Organism: Peronospora matthiolae
Lineage: Eukaryota; Oomycota; Peronosporomycetes; Peronosporales; Peronosporaceae
Source: the annotation of a GenBank genome assembly
AUGUUGGGUGACGAUUCUCAUGAUCGGGCGCCUGUGCCGUCGAUUGACGAGCUUCCUUUCCUUCGUGCUGAUAACGAAGAGGCAAAGAGCGGCCUACUGGAUGCACUUGAUAUGGCCGAGAGGACUCGACGGGAGCAGCAGGGCUUGGUGGUGGAGUAUCUACGACAGCUUGAGUCUGCUGCGUUCAGUGGACUCCAACAGAACGAGUCCGCACGCGCUCGUGCAGGACUUGGUCCCAGUCGUCGUCAGCGUCGUCGACAGGGUAUGUCGGACUUUGAGCCGUUACAGAAGAGCGAGGAAGGUCCAAAGGGAAAUCCGCCGGCAGGUAAGCCUUAA